Messenger RNA from Gossypium raimondii (Peruvian cotton), 1362 nucleotides. RefSeq lists its product as uncharacterized. Bases 260 to 1294 code for a protein of 344 amino acids. The transcript has 3 exons. Gene Ontology annotation, molecular function: protein binding. The record is from RefSeq and is a predicted model, not a curated record. NCBI's taxonomy places the organism in Eukaryota, Viridiplantae, Streptophyta, Magnoliopsida, Malvales, Malvaceae.
UAUUCUUUAAUUCUUCUCCUUCUUUGCAGUUUCCUUAAAACCAAAUCUCACCAUAAAAAACUCCUACUUUAUUGACCUCACUUCCAACCCAAUAUGCCACUUUUACUAAAGUGUUCAACUAUAUAAAGUUUUCAUUCGUAGGUGACUUGAAUGCAGGCAUAUGCAAGCAAGUAACUAACUGGAAAGGAAUUUGUGUUAUCCAGGAAGAAAUAGAUCCAGAAAAAAGGAACCUCGGAAGCCUGAACAGAACAUCACUCACAUGGAGGCUUCGCUAUAUAAUGCAGCAGCAGAAGGAAACAUUGAAGUAUUCAAUAAUAAACAGGGGCUUCAACUUGAGUCGCUAAAGACCCCAAACCAAGACAACGUGCUCCAUGUUAACUUGGCAACCGAGGAGACUGUCAAAUUCUCAAUAAUCAAAAUCUUCUCCGUAGGAUUUGUACCAGCCUAUCCGUUUUUGAAUUUAUUCGUUACUAUGAUAAAAAGAGAAAAAAAAUCAGAUUUUAUCGAACAAAUUCUCAGCAAGUGUCCGUCACUGCUAUUCCAAACGAAUGCUAAAGGUCAAACUCCUUUGCACGUUGCAGCAAGGUAUGGACAUUCUGCUAUUGUGAAACUUCUAAUCAAGUCCUGCGCAAAAGCUAUAGAUGGAGAUUUAGAGCUGGGAAUGGAUCAAGUAAGUGCAGUCAGGGAGAUGCUGAGGAUUACGGAUCAGGAAUCCAACACGGCUUUACAUGAAGCAGCAGGGUGUGGCAAUGUUGAAGUGGUGAAAGCAUUGUUGGAGUUUGAAGUCCCUGAUUUUCCGUAUUCUGCCAAUAAAAAACAGGAGACUCCACUUUAUAUUGCAGCUAAGAGAGGAGACGGCGGCGUGCUGAGUGUAAUAUUAGAUAAAUCAAAAUCAGCAGCUCAUGGCGGCCCCCACGGUAGAACAGCUUUGCAUGCAGCAGCUAUGGCUGGAGAUGCAGAGGCAAUAAGGAUAAUAUUAGAGAAGAAGGGGAAUUUGACAAAGGAAAGAGAUGAAGAUGGACACACCCCUCUUCAUUAUGCUGCACACUUGGGUUCUAGAUUAUCAGUUGUGGAAGAACUGUUAAAAAGGGAUGUGUCAGCUGCCUAUAUAGGUGAUAAAAAGAGGGGGAUGACACCCCUUCUUAUGGCAGCCAGGGAAGGUAAUGGUGGAACAAGGGCAAAGAUUCUCUCUUUAUGUCCAGAUUGUUGCGAAAAAGUGGACAAUAAAGGUUUGAAUUUACUUCAUUAUACGGCUUUUAAAGACUGUCUUCCCAUCAGGGAGUUCUGUUUUUAAGCGUGGUGGUGUUGAGAUUGUAUAUGGAUCAGUUAGAAAUCUAACGGAGUUGGAAGGUGCCUGUAAAA